Chionomys nivalis (European snow vole) is the source of this 718-nucleotide messenger RNA. RefSeq names its product S100 calcium binding protein A11 (gene S100a11). NCBI's taxonomy places the organism in Eukaryota, Metazoa, Chordata, Mammalia, Rodentia, Cricetidae. The transcript has 5 exons. The coding region runs from base 1 to 588 and encodes 195 amino acids. Gene Ontology annotation, molecular function: calcium-dependent protein binding; calcium ion binding. Gene Ontology annotation, cellular component: cytoplasm. Gene Ontology annotation, biological process: regulation of cell population proliferation. The record is from RefSeq and is a predicted model, not a curated record.
AUGAGUAUUUUUGCUCGGAUCCCCGCACCCAGCGCAUCUGGAAGAGUCCAGCGACCCAGCGACUCACCCAUUCGCCUUGUGUGGGAAGGGGCCCAUGGUGCUGACUCAGCAAAUCUGAGUCAUUUCCUGGUCAUUGGUAAGAUACCUCGACUCUGCUCCAGGCAGGUCACCGGGCAGCGGAAGCUGAGGGGCGGGACCCGGACCGUGGUCGCCACUGCCACUCCCGUACCCGCCGCUGUCAGCCGCAGUCGCCAUCGGUUCCCGCUCCUCACCAGCUUGGCAAAAAUGUCCAAACCCACAGAGACUGAGCGAUGCAUCGAGUCCCUGAUUGCCGUUUUCCAAAAGUACAGUGGGAAGGAUGGGAACAGCUGCCAACUCUCCAAAACCGAGUUCCUCACCUUCAUGAACACGGAGCUGGCCGCCUUCACGAAGAACCAGAAGGACCCUGGUGUCCUGGACCGCAUGAUGAAGAAGCUGGAUCUCAACAGUGAUGGGCAGCUAGAUUUCCAAGAGUUUCUCAACCUCAUUGGUGGCUUAGCCGUAGCAUGCCAUGAUUCCUUCCUCAUGAGUUCCCAGAAGCGUUUCUAACCUUCCCAUUUCCCUUCCAGCCACCAAGUCAUCACGUCCUCCCCCACCCACACCUGCACUGAGCCCACCACAUCUCAUAUAACACGCAGCCUGUUCCUGCUAGCAGAAAUAAAACAAUGUCAUUUUUUUU